This is a messenger RNA of Colletotrichum graminicola M1.001, 1227 nucleotides long. RefSeq names its product MOZ protein represents a chromatin-associated acetyltransferase. The record is from RefSeq and is a predicted model, not a curated record. Lineage: Eukaryota; Fungi; Ascomycota; Sordariomycetes; Glomerellales; Glomerellaceae. The transcript is spliced from 3 exons. Gene Ontology annotation, cellular component: mitochondrion. Bases 1 to 1227 code for a protein of 408 amino acids.
AUGCAUUCCGCCCGAUUGACCUUUCUCUACCCGCCCCUGUUCCGGACGAUACGCGUCGCCGAGGGCGCCGCCGCGAACGCCUCGAGGUCGUCAUCCCCAUCAUCAACGACACCAUGCCGUGGACGAGCGCCGGCCGAGGUCCGGCUACGGGGGUACGCUGCGUUCGCCCCGACGACGGGGGCGCGGCAGUCCGGGUUCGCGCCGCGGCACGGCAAGGGCGUUGAGCCGGUGACGAAAAUGGACGAGACGACGGUCGGGGCGUCCAAGGGGGAUGCCAUCAGUGGGCUGGACCCGAAGACGGCGAAUACGACGACGACUAAGACUGCUACAACGGCGACGGGUACGACGGCGGCGGCGGCGGCGACACCGAGUCAGACAGCCGCGCCGGGAGAAGAUAACGAGGCCGGCGAGGCCAAGGCGGCGAAGCAGGAGGCGCGCGACCAGGCCAAGAAGAGCGGACCGCUAGAGGCGAUCCUUCACAUGGGCCCGCCCGAGGAGGCGGUUGCGGUGGCGGUGUCGGGCGCGGGGCAGCGGCCGCACAUGGCGCCGCCGCCGUACGUGCACCACUUUGACAGCUACUCGCUCGUCAAGGACCUCGAGCGCGGCGGGUACAGCAAGAAGCAGGCCAUCACGCUGAUGAAGGCGAUCCGGGCGCUCCUGGCGCAUAACCUGGACGUCGCGCAGGAGAGCCUCGUGAGCAAGAGCGACGUCGAGAAUGAGACGUAUCUCUUCCGGGCGGCGUGCUCGGAGCUGAGCACCGAGGUCAAGAACAACCAGAAGCUGGCGGACGAGGAGAUGCGGCAGAGGCGAACGCUGCUGCAGCACGAGGUGGACAUUCUUGCGCAGAGCCUCAACCAGGAGCUGCUCACGCUCAACGACAACGUCCGCGGCAUGUUCAACGACCGCAAAAUGGCGGUGCGGGAGGAGCAGAAGGCCGGCGACAGCGUGAUCCAGCAGAUCAACUACAAGAUCAGCUUGCACCUCAGCAGCGACGCCAAGUCGGAGAUCGAGGGCCUGCGGUGGAUCCUGAUCCGACGGUCCGUCAUCGGGAUCCUGUUCAUGGCGGUGCUGACGCUGGGGACGCUGCGGUACGGCACGUACGUGAGCCACGCGCGGCAGGCCGAGGCGGAGCGCCUCAGGAAGCAGGCCGAGAUGCUCAAGAUGGCCGACGGCAAGCGGGACCACAGCUCGGCGCCGGACGCGGCGGAGAUUUUGGCGGCGAACUGA